Messenger RNA from Lactuca saligna, 243 nucleotides. NCBI's taxonomy places the organism in Eukaryota, Viridiplantae, Streptophyta, Magnoliopsida, Asterales, Asteraceae. The record is from the annotation of a GenBank genome assembly.
AUGAAAAAGGACAGAUUACCGGCUAAUACACUCAGUUUGGCCCUAACAACCGUGAUAAUGGAGACAGUAGAUGACUUCGAUACCAUUGACGUGGAAUUGGAUGAGUUUUUCAAACACAAAGAAAAAAGUCGAUGCAAAGAUGAGUUCCUAAAUUCUCUCACAGACGAAUCGCUUGACGAAUACACCAUACCUGAGAUAAACCUAAAUGAUUUUGAAGGAAUAUCGGAAGAUGAAGCACCAUAG